CCGCUCAACACGACAUCAUCCUCUGUAGGCGACUCGGCCAUUCCUACGCCUGCAUCCACUCCGUCUGACUCGCCUCAGCGAACCACUUUCGCACCGAACUCGUCUCUGCGAACCGGCACCAACAUGGACGAGAACCCCCAAGAUGACGCCAUUGCACCCUCCGAUCGACAAGAGCCCGAGGAACCUGCGCCUGCCACAACCGACGACACGACCAAGACUCUCGCUUCUAAGAAGAAAGCCAAAUGCGUAAAGCCGAAGCACAAGAAGAAGAAAGCCGUCAAGAAGUCGCAUCGCAAGAAAUCGGCCCGAGACGAUUCAGACUCGGACAGUGCCUCCGACGAUGAAUCUGCCUCGGAUGAUUCCGAUUCCGACGACAGCUCCACAGAAGAAGAGGUCAAGAAGAAAAAGGCCAAGUCAAAACAGCUGAAGAAAUCAAAGGGUAGAGACAGAAAGCGCAGAAAGAGCAAGCAAAUAGACUCGAGUAGCGAGAGCGACGACGACAACAGCGACGACAGCGACUCAUCUUCCGACGACGACAGCAGUCGAAGAAGGAAGAAGAAGGCUGCUAAGAAGGCCAAGAAGGCAGACACGGAAUCAGAAGAGGAUGGAACUGACGUUGAAGCCGACUAUGCCAAGCUCCAGACAGAGAUGCAGGAGCUCAUGGCGAAGAUGGCGGAACUGAAGGCAAAUCCAAAGUCUAGCACGAAGCGUCGGCGAUCGAGUACAAAACCAACAGCUAGUACGAAGAAAAAGUCGGGGAAAAAGGCUGACUCUUUGGAGUAUAAGCGCGUGGACCAACUUUGGGACUCUAAUAUUCACAAUUACAAGCUGAAGGAGAGUGCCGAAGAUGAGGAGGGGGAAUUCGCAGAAUUUGCCUUUCUCGUCCGCAGACGAUUCGACUGGGAAAACAAAUACCAGAACACCGUCAUCGAUAUCAAGUCGAAGCAGCUGCGUGCCGUCCUUGCCGAGGUGAUGAAAGACUGCAAGAGCGUCAGCUUGGAGGCGGAGGAGCCUACCAUCGACCCAAAUCUGCUGUUCCUGUACCUUGAGGAUCUUCGCACUUACUACAAAAAGACGCUGAAGUCCAAGAUCAAGACGGAAAAGAAGAAGAAGAAUGUCAAGAAGCUUGAGCAGCAAAAAGCACUUUGCAAGAUUCUCGUCAAGUAUAUCGAUGAAGACUAUGCUGAGACCAAGAAGACUCUCUACCCGCUUUUGGAGGCGGGAAACAUCACUUUCGAUUUACUGUGGGCACUCUUCACGCCAAAUGACAUUGCCAUCACAUCGUGUUAUGGCGCAUGGGAUGAGCCCCGAUGUUUCAAGGUCGAGUACGCGAUGAAGUAUCAGACCAUGACCCGCGGAGAGUGGUACUGCAUUGAAGGCAAGUAUAUGGAAUACGACGGCAAAGGCUUUGGCUACGGCGAUUUUGAGGUCGACAUUGAGUCCUUCAAGGGUCCCCGAAAGAUCACCAGCCUUGCCACGUAUCCACUCAAGUAUCACAAAGACCCGCAAGGUAUCAAGAAGUCCAUCAUUGAGCGUGGACAGCAAUUCGUGGAGAUGGAAGGCAUGCAGUACAAGUUCCACAAGGGUCUGGCUUUCAUGAAGAAGAAGAAGCAGGUGCUGAAGAUCAACAUCAACGGCCGUGUGAUGAUCGAUCCCGCCUGCUUUCGACGGGUGAACCCGAACUACCCCAUUUCGCUGAUCAAGCCCAAGGACGCGGACGACCUAUUCUGUGACAGCGAAGACGACGACUGUUCCUGUUGUGGCCCUGACUCAGAUGAGGAGGACGCGCUCUCCGGCAGCGACAAGACACCCAAGUACAAGUACAAGUGGGUCGAAGACGAUCAUGGCGAUCCUCACUUCGUUGCCGUCGAAGUCGACGAGAAUGGCGAACCCAUGCGCUCGCAGCAGCUCGAUAAGAUUGAUAGCGCCGAGACUAAGAAGAGGACCUACACAAAGGAGCAGCUUCUACUAACAUCACCUGUCGUGCUUGGCUUCGCAUUUUCGGAGAAGCUGUGGCUGGAGUUCUCGCUUUCUGGCGUUCGCGAGAUCACAUACAAUGAUGACGCAUUUGGCUCACUCGUUCUACCAGACGACAAGAAAACCACCGUUCGUGCGUUGGUCGAGUCGCACAAAUUCCACGCGGCCAAGGCCAUUGACGACGUUGUGCAAGGCAAAGGCAAAGGUCUCGUAUUUGUGCUUCAUGGUCCUCCGGGAACCGGCAAGACUCUCACCGCUGAGAGUAUUUCCGAGCUGUUGAGAUGUCCUCUGUACAUUGUCUCGGCUGGCGAGCUCGGCACAGAUCCUGCGCGACUCGAGUCGGAACUUCAGAAGAUUCUUGACAUCGCUCAUUCAUGGGGAGCUCUUCUCCUACUUGACGAAGCCGACGUGUUUUUGGAGAAGCGAGAAGUUCAUGACAUCCAUCGAAACGCGCUUGUCUCCAUCUUCCUCCGUUUGUUGGAGUAUUUCCAAGGCAUUCUCUUCCUUACCACGAAUCGGGUAGAGACCUUUGAUGAUGCUUUUCAAUCACGUAUUCACGUCGCUUUGCGCUACGACGAGCUCGCACCGAAGGCUCGCAAGGAAAUCUGGCGCAGCUUCAUUGAUAGGAUUCGCAAGCAGGACGGCGCUGAGAUUACUAACUUUACCGAAGAAGACUUCACUAUCCUUUCGCGCCAUCGACUCAACGGAAGGCAGAUUAAGAAUAUGGCUCGCACAGCGCAAGCUUUGUCAUUGAAUGAGGGACAGAAAUUGACGAUGAACCACAUCCGACGAGUCCUCGAUGUUGCCGAAACGUUCGACCGGGAUCUCAAGGGAGGAACCGGAUACAUCGACGCUAUGAGGAGCUACACUUGA
Pseudocercospora fijiensis CIRAD86 is the source of this 2850-nucleotide messenger RNA. RefSeq lists its product as uncharacterized. NCBI's taxonomy places the organism in Eukaryota, Fungi, Ascomycota, Dothideomycetes, Mycosphaerellales, Mycosphaerellaceae. The annotation marks the transcript as partial. The transcript is spliced from 3 exons. The record is from RefSeq and is a predicted model, not a curated record. Gene Ontology annotation, molecular function: ATP hydrolysis activity; ATP binding.